CAUAUAACCAGGGCUGCCAGGGGCAGCGCCACACGGCCCAGCUCGGCACCAACACCAGCGCAUGACAGCUGAGAGGGUGCAAGAGCUGCACAGGGACCCUUCUGCCAUGUUGCAGUCACUUCUGCGCCCCCUCCUGCUGCUGCUGCUAUGCCACUGCCUCCAGGGCCACGUGCUGCCCAAGUCUGCCCCAGCACAGGGUACCGCUGAGCCCCGCGACCCAGCCAGCACCCCUGUGCCAGCUCCCUCCGACUCCCCCCAGGCCGCAGCCCGGUUGCUCCUCGCCUCCCUCUCGCAGCGGCUGCCCCCACAGAGGAGGCUUGCAGCCAUGGGAGUCUCCUGCAGCAACAUGCUGCCCCACACCCUGCGGGGCUCCACGGAGAUGCCCCCGCUGCCCCGGGCCCUGGCUAGCGCCGCCCUGGCUCUAGCCCUGCAUGGCGCCGGCUGUGCCCCUGAAGCUGAAGCCUUGGUGCUGGAGCUGUAUGCGAUGCUGGAGGUGCCCGAUGCUGAUGCCCUCCUCAUGAGCAUGGCCGAGCUGCCCCACGUGGGCUGGACCCCCCUGCUCUCCCUGCUGGGGCAGCUGUGGAGCGCGGCGCCUGCGCGCUGCUCCGGGCUAGUUCCUCUGGCUGGCGUCCAGCUCCAGGGCCCUGCUGGCCGUGUCCACCUCACCUUCCCAGGCGCCACUGCCGCCUGCAGCCGCCUGGGCCCCGCAUGUGCUGGCGUGGCCCCCUACGGCACCACCGCCUAUCGUGUUGUGGGGCCACAAGGUGCCUCUUUUGUGGCCACCCCUGGGGCCCGGGCCUGGCUGCAUCAGUGCCAGCGGGCAGGCAGGCACCGGGUGCGACGUGAGGCCUGUGAUGGGGAAACAGAGCCGCAGGUCCACGCCGUGGUGUCGUGGCUGCCCGUGGUCAGCACCUUCUACAACAUGGGCACGGGGUUGUACUACGCCUACAACAGCUGCAUGCUGCGAGCCGAGGAGCGCGCCGUGGACCUGGCCUGGGACCUGGGCUUCGACACCAUCGCACUGCUCACGGGCGGCACCAGCGGCUUUGUGGCCAACGUGGUGCUGGGCUCGGGGCUCAAGGCCGGGGUCCGCGCGCUGGUCAGCCACUUCACCCAGGACGUGGCACUGACCCCCAGCCCCAGCCUGAGCCCCGUGACCUUUUCCUACGAUAGCGCCUUCUACUCCAGGAAAUAAACGUGGCCUGGUCGGUACCUGGCGUGGGCUGUGUGUUCGGGUGGGGGGGGGCAUGGAGCUGUUGUUGCCCCCACUCCAGGCCUGCCAGGGUCACCACGACCUGGGUCACCCAGUGCUGGGAAGACAAGGGCACGAAGGGCAGCCGGACUCUGGCGUGGCACUUGGGGCAGCUGUCCUGUCCUCCCCACCAUGUGUCCCGCCACCCUGCC
Molecule: messenger RNA, 1404 nt
Organism: Gavialis gangeticus (Gharial)
Lineage: Eukaryota; Metazoa; Chordata; Crocodylia; Gavialidae
Gene: APOF
Product: apolipoprotein F
Exons: 2
Coding region: 62-1195 (377 amino acids)
Biological process (GO): cholesterol metabolic process
Source: RefSeq, a predicted model, not a curated record